This is a messenger RNA of Pangasianodon hypophthalmus (striped catfish), 2748 nucleotides long. It is a transcript of the gene ercc8, whose product is annotated as excision repair cross-complementation group 8. The record is from RefSeq and is a predicted model, not a curated record. NCBI's taxonomy places the organism in Eukaryota, Metazoa, Chordata, Actinopteri, Siluriformes, Pangasiidae. Bases 294 to 1487 code for a protein of 397 amino acids. Gene Ontology annotation, cellular component: Cul4A-RING E3 ubiquitin ligase complex; nucleotide-excision repair complex. Gene Ontology annotation, biological process: proteasome-mediated ubiquitin-dependent protein catabolic process; transcription-coupled nucleotide-excision repair; protein polyubiquitination. The transcript is spliced from 12 exons. Gene Ontology annotation, molecular function: protein binding.
UCUCUCUCCGUUGUUGACUUGCGUAACAACAUGGUGGCUUUUACUCACAAGCGUCAGGUUGCGACAAUGGAAACACUUUAUUAUUCUUUAGAUCGGUGAUGUUUGAGUUAUUACAAUUUCAAGGAGUAUGUCACAGAUGUUUGACAGACUAGAAAAAGGCUUGAAUAGCAAUAACUUUGGUUAGCAAUCAGGAAUCUUUGAGAGGAAGAUUAGUCAGUUAGCUAGUUCUUAAUCAUAACAGGGCUGUAGCUUGUAAACAUAAAUGCUGAUCCCGCAUGUAGAGAUCUGUGAAAAUGCUGAGCUUUCUUACAGCCAGACAAACAGGUGUGGACGAUCCUGUGCGUUUGAGACGAGCAGAAUCAACACGAAGGGUGCUGAGUUUGGAGCUGAAUCAUGACAGAGAUGUGGAAAGAAUUCAUGGGAAUGGAGUGAACUGUAUUGAUAUUGAAGUGAUUGAAGGCAGAUAUAUGUUAUCAGGGGGUUCAGAUGGCGUAAUUGUGAUCUACGACCUGGAAAACAGCAGCAAGAAGUCACAUUACACUUGUAAAGCAAUUUGCACUGUAGGCAGGUCGAAUCGUCAUGUGCACAAGUUCAGCGUGGAGACGGUUCAGUGGUAUCCUUAUGACACUGGCAUAUUUGUAUCCAGCUCAUUUGACAAAAGCAUGAAAGUUUGGGACACAGAAACACUCAAGCCAGCUGAUGUGUUCCAGUUUGAUGGGAAUGUCUACUGCCACCACAUGUCUCCUAUUGCCAGGAAACAUAGUCUCAUAGCAGUUGGUACCAAAGACCCGAAAGUUCAGCUGUGUGAUAUGAAGUCUGGUUCUCGCAUCCACUUCCUGCAGGGUCACAGAGGAGAGAUUCUCUCUGUCCGAUGGUCCCCGCGCUACGAGCACAUACUGGCCACUGCUAGCACUGAUGGCAGGGUGUGUAUGUGGGACGUGCGGCGAGCAGCUGGAAGCCUCUUUACUUUAGAUCAGUUCAAUGGGGACAAGUCUAAAGCGUCGACUGAAGCAGUGAACACAGCCCAUAAUGGACGCGUGAACGGCUUGUGCUUCACUGAUGAUGGCCUUUACCUUCUGACCACAGGCACGGACGACCGCAUGCGCUUGUGGAACAGUGCCACAGGCCACAACACACUGGUAAACUAUGGGAAGGUGGUUAAUGAGAGCCGGAAAGGUGUGAAGUUCACUGUGUCGAGAGGCUGCAGCCCGGAGUUUGUGUUCGUGCCAUGUGGCAGCUCGGUUGCAGUGUACGGCCUUUACACAGGAGAGCUAGUGACGACAUUAAGGGGGCAUUACAAUAACGUAGACUGCUGUGAGUUCCACCCAGACUAUCAGGAGCUCUACAGUGGUGGAAAGGACUGUAACAUCUUGGCAUGGGUUCCUGUGCUGCGUCAACCUGAUGUUGAGGAUGAGGGGAAAAAGGGUGGAGCCCAAGCUGCAGUUAAUCCUGCUUUUGAAGACGCCUGGAGCAGUGAUGAAGAUUGAUUGAUCCAAUAACAGUUUAAUUACAGUAAAACUCAUACAGCAUUACAAGGUGAACGUGCCUCAGAGGUCUUCUUACAUUAUCAAGUCAACAGUUUUGAACUGCAGUGCCAACUUCCACAUACCAGCUUAAAAGACAAAUUCCAGACCUCUGCACUCUAACACACUAUGGGUUUAACUUGAAUAUAACAAACCUGGAUUUAGAGGUGUGCAUGGGACUGUUUUUUAAAUCCUGUUCCCACCCACUUCUGAAGGAACUCUGACUAAUCCCGGCAGCUUCCACAGAAAGUUUGACGAAUCCUGCCAGCUCUUGCAAAAAUUUUCAUCAAUCUUGCCCACUUCCAUAGAACAUCUGACCAAUCCUGCCCACUCCUACAGAAGGUUUGAAAACUCCCACCUAUUCCCACAUAAAGUUUGACUAAACCCACCCACUCCUGCAGACAACUUUUACUACUCUCUCCCGGCUCCUACAGAAUGUUUGACUAUUCCUGCCCAUUCUCACAGAAACUUUUGAUUAAACCCACUUGCUCCCACUAAACAUUUGAUUAAUCCCACUUCAGACCGAGUUCCCACAGGAUAUCAGUCUCCAUUCAGAAGUCUACCUGGAUUUAAUACUCGCUACUUAGGAAGCAAGUAGACAAGUCAUAGAUACGUAGGGAUCAGAUGUAUUAACCUUGAUCUGGAGCUAAACAACCUGCUUGGCAGUCAGUUUCUCAGAGCAAGUUUGGCCAGCUCUCCUUUACGUGAAUAUUCCAGCAGAGGUUUUCAGCAAGUGUGAUCAAAAAGUUUAUCUUCACCUACUGCCUUCAUUUGCAUGGUGUGGCCUGAUACAACAAACUACUGGAACUGUUCUAUGAGAAGCCUUUGACCUACAUGUGGACUGCACGUUUCAUCAUUUAAAUUCAACUUAAAGACUUAAAAUGUUUUCUAUUUAUUUUAUGUACAUACAUUUCUAUUUUAAUUGCCAGUAAAUGGAAUUAUUUGUAACAGUAGUGAAGAAAAAUGAUUGAUGCAGGUGUAAUGUUCUUUUUUUAGUCUGUAUGCCUUACUAGUGCUUACUGAAUGCUAACAGUGAUCAAACUGUCACUGUUCUAAGUGACAAGUUUAUGAUAAGUUUCUUGGUAAAUGUCUUUUGUGUUUUAGCUAUAGACAGUUCUAUGCAAGUCUCAAGUUUGUCACGGGAAAAAUAAAGUUGUGAGCACUGGAAAAAUUUUUUUUAUAUUUUAUAUUGUUCAAUUAAAUCUUCUGUCUUUAAUCCAUCAAA